Messenger RNA from Pantherophis guttatus, 5758 nucleotides. It is a transcript of the gene CEP295, whose product is annotated as centrosomal protein 295. NCBI's taxonomy places the organism in Eukaryota, Metazoa, Chordata, Lepidosauria, Squamata, Colubridae. The record is from RefSeq and is a predicted model, not a curated record. Gene Ontology annotation, cellular component: centriole; centrosome; cytosol. Gene Ontology annotation, biological process: regulation of centriole replication.
AGCGGCUUUCCAAGAAGCUGUUGGAAGAGAGAGAGAGAGAGAGAUGACCCUGACGGGGAAGGGAGAGUGUGGUUCUUGCCUUGAAUAGUAAUUAUAACCAACAAUGAGAAGAAAAGUGGCAGGAAGACUUAGACUUAGUCCUAACGAAGAAGCUCAGCUAUUGAAAGAAGAACAUGAAAGAAGAAGAAAAUUAAGGCUGCAACAGGUCAGGGAACAGGAGCGGAAUAUUGCUUUGCAGAUAAGACAAGAUGUUAAGCAGCGAAGAGAUGAGCACCUGAAGCAGUUGGCUGAAGAACUGGAGGCAGAAUGGCAGAAAACCCAGGAUGAGAAGAUUAAAGCUCUGGAAAAUCUCUACCUGUCAAGUUUAAGAGCUGUAGGAGAAGGGCAUAAAGAAGCAAAGGAAAAUGAGCCUGAUUUGGAGGCACUGGCAAAGCAAGCAGAAGAAAGGAAAGAAGCAGCCAAAAAGAGAUAUAAAGAAGCCCUGAAAAAACAGAAAAGCCAGAAGGAGAAAUCGCUGAGAGAACAAACCAGGCGGGCAAAUGCGCGAAAGCAUGCAUUUGAGGUGGAAAGAGAAAGAGCGACCAGAGUUGCAAGCCUGCCGCCUCCUCCCCCCCACCCUUUUGAAAAUAUUGACCUGAAGGACGUACCUGCAGUGAAAAUUAGUGAUGUUGAUCAUUUUUCGAUUAGUCGACACCAUAUCUUUGACCCACAUGUGGACAGAGAAAUGAGCACAGAACAGCCAGAUGCUCGGUUACUCGCUAAAGAGGAAGCCAAACAAAAGGAAGAGCUGCAAAAUGACAAAGAAAGAGAAAGGAGAGAGCAGCUGGAAAAGGCGUAUUUGAGAGGAAAACACGCCUUGAAGAUGGUUCGACUGGCAAGGGACAAGGAAAAGUUAAUGAAAGAGCUUGAACAGAUGCAAAACGUUGACCUGGCCCACAGAAGGCGGAUUGUUUCCCAGAUGCCCCCGCAGCUGUUUGAACCCAGCUAUAGGCGUGUGGAAAUCAAAGAAGAAUGGCAGAGGGAGCUGGAGUGUGCCUUCGAAGACAUGUAUACUGGAAAUAUGAAAAUGAAGGGAGAUCUUAUUUUGCACCUUGAUCCACAGCCUUUGCCAGCUCUCUCCGAGGCAUCUCAGGAUGAUGAACUAGAACUUUCCCAGGAACCAGAACCUGUGUGUGAAUUGUCUCCAAAGUUGGCAAAUGAGAUAGAAAACGACGAGCCAAGCGGUAGUGAAGUGGACAAGACAUGCCAGCCUUCGGCAAAACUAGCUCUUAAAAAAUUGCUAAACAAGAUACGGAACCAAAAAGACAAUUGGACAUCAAGAUGUGAGUCAGAGGCUCAAAGUGACAUUGGGACCAUUGAGUCAGGGACCAUUUCUAAUGAAGGAGAAAAAGCGGAUGGACUAGCAUCUAUGCCUGAACCUGAAUCAAAGCAGGAUCCUACUGCUAAACCUUCUGAAGAGCUUCCAGAAAUACUGGACCAUGCCAUUGUUGCUGAAAAUGAACUUAUAAAACAAGCGCAAGAGCAAACCACUAAAAUUAGAAAGGAGUUAGAAAGAUUCACACAGACUGCUCAGCAACAACUGCAGCAAACAACAGAGCGAAAAAUACAACCAGAAGGUGAUUUUCUGAAGGCCAAAGUGCAAGAGCAGGAUGCUAAAACAGAGCAAGAAUGUCAGACAGAACAAAAUGUUUUCGAUUCUGUUGCGCAUCAGAAACAGGAAGCAGAAUACAAGACUGACGUUGCCCUGGAGCCACAGGUAUCCUGGUUUCCCAAAGAGGAUGACCAUCUAAAGAGGAUUCAUGAUUGUCAGCAACGUCUAUUGGUGCAAAACAGGAUGCAUCAAGAAUCGGUGGACGAAGCCAGAAGAAAAUUAGAAGAAUAUCAGAAUAAACUGCAACAGAGAUUUCAGUCGGUUUCCAGGGCGCUGUUAAAUCCCGUAGACAGACUUGCACACCUGAAUUCUCUCCCUGCUCCGUUGUCACAAGCACAGGAGUUGCAUCAACCGGAGAGAAUGAAAGCAACGGCUUACAAGCCACCUGAGACAGUUUCCGUUCAAGAACUAGCACCAUCGUGGCCGACAAAUGAGGAGCAGGGGCAAGCCCAGCCCACGGUUGAUUCCGAAAAGCAAAUGCAGGCAAAUCAAAGAUGUUUUCAUUUGGCGCAAGGAUCCUCUUCACCUCAAGAGAAAGAUAAACCGGAUGUAUUGGGAACAAGUGUGGCACAUUCACUGGAAUUUCACAAGAUGUCUGGAUCGUUAUCGCCAAGACCUGAGGCUACCUCGGCUAUCACCCAACCUGUUGCUUGUAUUCCAAAUGCCCGAUUCGUUUUACCUGCAGGUGAUGCUCCGGGGCCUUCAGAAACCCUCUUGUCCAAAACUCUUAUGCCUGACAAACCUCCAGCUGAAAAGCUUCUUUUGCCAACCUUCUUAAAGCACCAAGAUAUUCCCGGGGAGAGCAGGAUAAACACAGUUUCUAACCAGAGCCGCCAUCUUCCUUUGCAUUCGACUUCUUCCUCGCCGCCUCCCAUAAUGGCUCAGAUCAAGGGCCUCCAGGAGUCCUCCUCGGCAUCGAAAAAGGGACGUGACGUUUUGUCCAGUUGUUCUGAUAUAGUAGAGCUAAGAGACCACCUGCUGGCUUCCUCCGAGAGCAUUGAAGUUCAGCAGGAGCACCUGAAACAUCUGCAGGAACAGCUGGAUGAGCAACGGGAAACCCUUCUGUUUCGCCAGAAAAUACAAGAGGACGUGCUGCUCCAGAGGCAUGCCCAGCUGAAAGAAAAAAUGGAGCAACAGCAAGAAGCGUUAAGAGACAUUAUUAAACGGGUUUCGCAGUUAAGACCAUGCAGCGAUGUGACAGAGGCAAAACCCGACAGCCUCAGUUUGCUGAGCGUCCUCCUUAACGAAGCAGAAGAUGGCAACCCAAAGCAGGUUCACUUCGAUGAUAUGAACAGCCAGGCGGAAAGUGAUUCUUUGUUUCAAGAAGUGAAUUCAGUGGAACAAACGGGGCCAUUUCAGAGCAUGUGGUCUAGAGAAGAGAAACAGAGACUUUCAAAACCACCUUUGGUCAAAGUAAAACCAGGACUCAAUUUGGAGCAGCAUGAACUCAGUGCUAUACAAGAACUUGACACACCAAGGAGCGACAGAUUUUCCACUGCAGAAAUUUCAGGAUACAAAGAGCAUCUUACUGGAGAUACGUUCCUCACUCCCCAAAUUGAUAAACUACGGCCUGGUAAAAGCCCAAUUGAGUCUUUACAGGAAGAAAUAGAUCUGCUGAGAACUAUUUCUAUGGCUGAUGAUAAAGAAUUAGAUUCUGGCCAAAGCCCAGAGAGUGUACAAGGAUCAUGCCACGAUGAAUCGAUGUGGAAGGCUAAUGCUUUGUAUGACUCAGUCCACUCCAAAGAAUUUAUUUCUAUAGAUCGAAAUUUAUCAAAUUAUUCUGCUGAUAAUGGAAGAAGAGUUACAUCUCCUGAUCCAUCGUUGAGGCCAAACAGCCAAGUAAUACUUUCAAAUGCGUGGUCUCCGAGUUUGUUAACUCCAACAACUUGUACACAGCAGGUAGCCCCUGGCUAUUUUUCUUCAGUGACUCCUUCUGCGGCCAACUUUAUAAAAAAUUACAACGCAGAUAAUAGUCUUGCUGGUAAAGAUUCCUGUGCAGCCAAGGAACAGAUCAGCCAUUUCAGCUUUCCAGCAAAGGAGAGCUCAAGCGCUCCUUCAUUUCUACAAAAAUCUGAUGACUCCUCAAAGCAUCCCAGUUCUCGCCUCUCUUUUGAAGAAAUGGAGUACGAUGGAAGCAAAAUCCAGCAAAUAAUAAACAAAUACAGAAAGGAUUUCAGCUGGUCAUCACUGAGUAAUGUAUCUUCUGGCCAUGAUCCAGCAGUUGGACUCGAUGCUACUGAUAUUGAAAGAAAUUUUCCAAAUUUCCACCGUGAACUUUUUCAGCCUUUGAAACCGAGUUCUGACUUUGAUCUCUCCUCAACUCUUUCUCAGUGCAGAAUAUCUCAUGGCAGCAAAGACUUAAGCAAGGUUUCAGAUUUAUCUAAGAGUCAAGAUUUAACAUCUUCUACCAUAGAAGAGGGAAGGAACAGUACUUUAUUCCUUAGCAGAGGAAACCUAAGCAAUUCUCAGCUAAAGGAACAGAGUGAUGAAAGGAUAAAUCAGCUAAGACAAGCUGUUCAACUCGUUGCUGAAGAAUUGUCUGAAUCGCUGUCCCUGGAAAGUAACUUGCACAAUAGUUUUGGUAGAUCCGGAGCCUUUAGUUUCAACCCUGAAGAAAACCUUGAGCUAAACAGGGACUGCGUUGAGGACCCUGAGACACCUGAGACUGGAUCACGCGAGGACCUGCAGGAUGACAGCGACUUUCGUUAUUUCUGUUCGUCCGUUGAAAAUUUUCGCAGCCUUACUCCGGUUGAAGAUCAGACCUCCACGUACGAGAUCAUUCCGAGUUUUGGCCCAAAGAAAAGUACUCACGAGAGGACAGAAUCGGCAAAAGAGGACAGGAGCUCAACGACAGAGAGCCUCUGCUUCGUUGAACUAGCCACAAUGUCGUUCAACAAAACCAAUGAAACGGGGACCAGGAACAGAUUGAUAGAAACUGACGUUGCACAAUAUGCUUUAAAUUCCAUGCAAGAGCAGAGUUUUCCAAAAGCAAAAGUUCUUCUGGGUUGGCCUCAAGAAAUGAACUCUGGCAGUCCCUUUCAGAAUUCUGCUGAGGAAAAUAUCAGUCAACCCGCCAUGUUUCCACAACUAAAUAUGGAUGCCAUCCAGGCUAAAAGCUCAGAUUCCCGUUUGUCACAGUACAGCGUCCCUGUUUGGGAGACCCUUACAGGAAGAGGCAUCAUGGAAGAACCGGACCUGACACUAGUAAGCUCUAAUGACAUCAGCACUGCAGAAUCAGAGCUUGUACCCGGUGAUCAUUUGGAAGUUAAGGACCGUCCCCAGAGCAGAGGAUUUUUCCCAUUGAACCCAGAAAUGGAUGAAUUUCUCACUCAGCUGGAUUACCCACCAGUAACUCCAAGCCCCCAAAAUGAUCCAGAUAUAAACUACCAGCCAAGAGGUGUUAUAUUGUCAGAGCUUGCACCUGUCCACGGCAGCCUGCAAGAAUCGUUUUUGAAGCAGAAGAAAGAUUUCAUUGAGAGAUCUUUGAAAAGGGUGGAGAAAGUAAAAAACCGGGAGCAGAGCUCUGAAAAGACCCAGUCUAAGGAAUUACCACUGAAAAAACCACAACUCUAUAAACGAAAAGUAAACCAGGCACCUCUUGGGGCAGCUGUCAAUCUUUUGAAGAAAGGGGAAGAAAAAAAGUGCCUUUCACUUGACAGGAAAGUGGCCGCGGCCCAAAUGCAGCAACGGACUUCAAGACUGUAUAAUAAUCUGGCGGAAGUGAAAAACAGAAAGGAAGAGAAAGACAGAAAAGAAAAUUACGCCAAAAACAGGGAAAGAGCAAAAGAAUUUCAAAAGAAAACAUUGGAAAAACUACGAGCCAGAAAAAUCAAUUUGAAAACCUAGUAUUUUACUGACGUCCCACCAAUGGAGGAUAAUUUAUCAGCAUUAUAUUUGAGGUCUCCGCAAUAAAUUAAAUUAUGUGGCAGAAUUUUGAGAUAAUUUACAUUUGGUAUGGAUAUAUUUGCAAAAUGCCCAAUGCUGUGUAUAGACCAUUGUUGUCUCCAAUUAUGGCUUUUCAACUCAAAAGAUUUUUAUUUUCAAAUGUCACGAGUUUGCUUUUUGUACUAUUUUACCUAUUUAUAAUAAAAUAUUUGAAAAAAUGUA